Rubroshorea leprosula is the source of this 1303-nucleotide messenger RNA. The record is from the annotation of a GenBank genome assembly. NCBI's taxonomy places the organism in Eukaryota, Viridiplantae, Streptophyta, Magnoliopsida, Malvales, Dipterocarpaceae.
AUUUUCGGCCCAAAUCCUAAAAAUCGAUUUCAAAUCCUAAUUUCUAAAAUCCCAAAAUCCCCUAAAACCCUUUACCAUCAGUUCUCGUUCUGAAGUCUCAACCACUUCAUCUCAGGAAUCCAAGUAAAGUUGAAGACUUCUAGCUUUGUUUCCGUCAUUAUUUGUUUCAAUACCACCUUCUUCAUCGCAAUUUGCAGAGAAGUUUGAGGUCUCUGGGAGUAGUUUUGAACUUUUAUCACGAUGGGCAAAGGACCGACACCAUUUGCAAAUAUUGGCAAACAUGCAAAAGACCUGUUGACAAAAGAUUACAACUUAGACCAGAAGUUUACACUCUCAAUGCGGAGCUCUACUGGAAUGGGUUUUACAGCUACAGGUCUGAAGAAGGACCAAAAGUUUUUUGGUGACAUAAAUACCGUCUAUAAGAGUGGAAGUACUAGAGUAGAUGUGAAAGUUAAUACCUAUUCUAAUGUGUCUACAAAGGUGACUGUGAAUGAUCUCUUGCCAAGUUCCAAGGUGGCCUUUAGAUUCAAAACUCCUGAUCACAAGUCUGGCAAGCUGGAGAUUGAGUAUCUCAAUCAUCAUGCUGCCAUUGGUUCUAGCAUCGGCCUCAAUCCAACUCCCCUUUUGGAGCUUUCAGCAGCAAUUGGAAGCAAGGAUCUUGCUUUGGGUGGCGAAAUUGGAUUUGAUACAGCUUCGGCUUCUUUUACCAAGUACAAUGCCGGGAUUGGUUUCAACAAGCCUGAUUUCUCUGCUGCCCUUUUCUUGACGAAUAAAGGACAGGUGCUGAAGGCAUCUUACAUCCAUUCUGUUAAUCCAUCCACUUCUAUUGCUGCUGAAAUGACCCAUAGAUUUUCAACUUUUGCAAACAACUUCAUCAUUGGAAGUUCCCAUGCAAUCGAUCCUCUCACAGUAGUAAAAACCCGAUUCUCUGACAAAGGGAAGGUUGCGAUGUUAUGCCAGCAUGAGUGGAGGCCUAAAUCACUUAUAACAGUUUCAGCAGAGUAUGACUCAAAGUCUAUUAAUACUGCCACAAAAAUGGGGCUUACCCUUGUUCUCAAACCUUGACAUGGGAAACAUGUACAGCUCAAUUGGGUCAAACCACUUGAAUUCAAAAUGGUCUGAAUUCUCCUACAUUUUUUCACCAAACACGAGGAGGGUGGUGUCCACCCAGAUUUUGUAUUGGAAAGCCAUAAAGAUCAGCUGAUUUGUAAAUAAAUGUUCUUGAAAUCUUGAUGUACUGGCGUACUGCUGGGAAAAUUGAAUGCGAUUUUGGAAAAUUUUAUAAUGAAAACGUACAGAUUUC